Messenger RNA from Lathyrus sativus (Indian pea), 744 nucleotides. NCBI's taxonomy places the organism in Eukaryota, Viridiplantae, Streptophyta, Magnoliopsida, Fabales, Fabaceae. The record is from the annotation of a GenBank genome assembly.
AUGGUUCCAAUAAGUUUGCUCCUGGUUGGAUUUCUCACUAUAUUUUCCUCAGCUUAUGCCUAUGGAGGAUGGACUAAUGCACAUGCAACCUUCUAUGGAGGAAGUGACGCAUCAGGAACAAUGGGUGGGGCAUGUGGAUAUGGUAACCUAUACAGUCAAGGUUAUGGAACAAACACUGCUGCUUUAAGCACAGCUUUGUUCAACAGUGGCUUAAGCUGUGGUUCUUGUUUUGAGAUUAGGUGUGCUGGUGACCAUAAAUGGUGUCUUCCUGGUUCCAUUUUGGUUACUGCCACUAAUUUCUGCCCUCCAAACAAUGCCUUACCUAAUAAUGCUGGUGGAUGGUGUAACCCUCCUUUGCAUCACUUUGAUCUUGCUCAACCUGUUUUUCUUAGAAUUGCUCAAUAUAAAGCUGGAAUUGUUCCUGUUUCUUACAGAAGGGUACCCUGCAGGAGAAGGGGAGGAAUUAGGUUUACAAUAAAUGGACAUUCCUACUUCAAUUUAGUUUUAGUAACAAAUGUGGGGGGUGCUGGAGAUGUACAUUCAGUUGCUAUUAAAGGUUCAAGAACAGGGUGGAUGCCAAUGUCAAGAAACUGGGGACAAAAUUGGCAAAGCAACAAUUAUCUCAAUGGACAACCUUUGUCUUUUAAGGUUACAACAAGUGAUGGAAGAACCAUUGUUUCAAACAAUGUUGCCCCUUCUGGUUGGUCCUUUGGUCAAACCUACACUGGUGCUCAAUUCCACUAG